Molecule: messenger RNA, 440 nt
Organism: Cylicostephanus goldi
Lineage: Eukaryota; Metazoa; Nematoda; Chromadorea; Rhabditida; Strongylidae
Source: the annotation of a GenBank genome assembly
AUGAUCAUAUCUCUUCAAAAUAAUCUGAGUCAAGCGAUACUGUUGAUCAAGAAAGUGACUCUGGUGAAGAACAGACCAUCUGAGGACGGUAGCGAGAAUGGAUCCGACGAGGGCGACUUGGAAAGCAAUAACAACAGCGUUUUCCCAUUGGACCAAAACGCUUUAGCGCGAAUUCAUUUUGUGAAAGCUUUGAAACCCGCUCAGGAGCUAGUUGAGCGACUGUGGCAGGACAUCAAUACCCAAGAGAAAAAAGUGGUUGGCUUAGAUUUCAAAACUGUUACUGUGGGUAUCGAUGGCGAAUUGUUCUUAUCCUUGUGUGUCGUAGCUACGCAAUCCCAAAUUGGUGUCUUUGACCUUGCCUCGAGUGAUGUCAUCAUUAUGGAAAGUGGUCUCAGGGACAUAUUGGAAAGCGACAAGGUCACAAAGGUGUGUUUAUAAAA